AUGUUCCGUAGCUUAAAAGAAAACGGCUACCAUGUCGCUUGCCUAGCACCACGAGGCGACACCUUCGCUCCAACCGUGACAGAACUAAGUGUCACUGAGUACGGUUUCCUAGAGACACCUGAGUUUGUACCCAAGUUUACUGGCGGUGGUAAUGAGAAGGACGAGAGUAUCUGGGGGCGGUUAUUUUACAAAGGGCUUCGGAAUCCGCACGAAGCACUAGACUACGACGACGCCGUCGUACGAUCAGCAUUGAGCUGGCUAGACUGUCCGCCCGAAGAUAAGCCUUGGGUGCUGUUCAUGCCGCUCCUCUUCCCUCACUGCCCUUUUCAGGUUGAGGAGCCCUAUUUCUCGAUGUAUGAGCGAUCUGACAUGCCUCCGAUCAUCUCCGAGCCAGAGAAGAAGACGGGAUACGAGCCUCGCUAUAUGGAGACGAUCCGUGAGCAGUACGGUACGGAUCGUGCUACGCCAGAGAUCUGGGCAGAGGUCAAAGCGACUUACUACGGCAUGAUUACAAGGCUGGAUGACCAGUUCGGGAAGAUUGUAAAAAAGCUCGAGGAUUCGAACUUUUGGGACAACACGGUCACUAUGUUCUUCACCGACCACGGAGAAUAUCUAGGCGACCAUGGUCUUGUAGAAAAGUGGCCGUCUGGCUUGUCGGACGCUCUUACACACGAACCGCUGAUCAUCGGUGGUGCUGGCAUACCAGCAGGAAAGGUCUCCGACAUUAUGUUUGAGAUGGUCGAUUUGGUCCCGACAAUCUUCGAGAUGGCUGGCAUUGGUGAGCAUUUUCCUCAUAACGGGAUCUCUCUUAUCUCGACGUUGCUGCGCGACACAAAGUCCCACAAGAAAUUCGCAUUCACCGAAGGCGGCUUUCUCACAAGUGAAGAACCUCUUCUAGAGCAGGCUCCCUAUCCGUACGACAUCAAGGCCGGCCUUCAACACGAGAAUACAGCCCUAGUCGGGAAAGCAAUCAGUAUCCGCAAUGAAGAGUGGACAUAUAUCUACCGCUUGUACGAGCCUGCUGAAUUGUAUCACAGACGAAAGGACCCACAAGAGAUGCAUAACCUUGCAGCAGAGCCCGAACACGCGCCAAUAGCGAACAUGCUUCAGGCUGAGAUAUUCAGGUGGUUGGUGGCUGGGUCAGAUUUCUUGCCUUGGUCAAAGGAUGACCGAUUUCCCAAGGUUGACAUGAAGUCACCAAGGAAGCAGCUAGAAGAGCGUUUGUUGAAGGCUGACCGGGUGCGAAGUAGUAUUUCUUGA
Messenger RNA from Alternaria atra, 1260 nucleotides. RefSeq lists its product as uncharacterized. The record is from RefSeq and is a predicted model, not a curated record. The coding region runs from base 1 to 1260 and encodes 419 amino acids. Gene Ontology annotation, molecular function: iduronate-2-sulfatase activity. NCBI's taxonomy places the organism in Eukaryota, Fungi, Ascomycota, Dothideomycetes, Pleosporales, Pleosporaceae. The transcript has a single exon.